Molecule: messenger RNA, 6657 nt
Organism: Oncorhynchus masou masou (cherry salmon)
Lineage: Eukaryota; Metazoa; Chordata; Actinopteri; Salmoniformes; Salmonidae
Product: AP-3 complex subunit beta-1-like
Exons: 27
Coding region: 696-4076 (1126 amino acids)
Biological process (GO): intracellular protein transport; vesicle-mediated transport; anterograde synaptic vesicle transport
Cellular component (GO): membrane coat; clathrin adaptor complex; AP-3 adaptor complex
Source: RefSeq, a predicted model, not a curated record
AGCACUGACUCUGGCAGAGAGAACCAACUGAGCUACCACCCUACAGCUACACACGUACAGAGAACUAAUCUAUGUCCAGAGAAGAGGAGGAGAAGCGGAAGAAGAAGCCAUUGUCUGGUGGGCCAAGGAUCUGUCAGACAGGGAACUUCAUCCCUUCUCCAGAUUGGAUUUAAAACAGUGAAGACUGAGUCAUACUAGUAGUCUGCAAAGAGGGCAACUUCAACAUGCAACUCCCUCUAUCGACAUCGAGCUAAGAUGGUGCUCAAUAGUUUAGUAGCCUGAUGUGAGAACGCUGGGGAGAGAGAGACCGAGCUGGGGAGAAAGAGAGAGAGAGCUGGGUUGAGAGAGCUAGGGAGAGAGAAAGAGAGAGAGAGAGCUGGAGGUGGAGAGAGGGAGAGAAAGCUUGAGAGAAGGAGAGCUGGGGAGCGAGAGAGAAAGCUGGGGGGAGAGAGAGAGCAGGAGAGCGAGAUGACAGGCAGGAAAUGCCUGGAGUCACAGGACUGAAAUAAAGCAGAACAGAGUAUAACUAGAUGACCAGGGGGAGCUGUCUGUGCCAGGGAGAGGGCCAGAGGUUUAGCCAGCUGCAAGGGCAUCCUGUGUCUCCUCUUACCUACUGACAGAAGUGGAGAACGAAGAGUGAGGAAGACUGACAGAGAGAGGAGAGCAACAGACAGGCCUGUAGAAGCUGUUGCAGUAUGAAUGGUCACCGGGGUUUCUCUGUGCUGCGUUCUGAAGCAGCAGGGGCUGUGAGGACAGCUCUGGUGUCUGCUGAGAACCUCCAGCUCACCUUAAAGACUGAACUCAGCCAGGAGGAGCAGCACCUCACACCCCACACACACACCAAUGGAGGCCCCGAUGAGACACACACCAAAGGGUACUGUACAGAAGUGAAUGAAGACCUUAAAGAGAUGCUUGAGAGCAACAAGGAGUCGCUUAAACUGGAGGCCAUGAAGAGGGUUGUUGGGCUGAUCGCAAAGGGGAAGAAUGCCUCUGAGCUGUUCCCAGCAGUGGUGAAGAAUGUGGCUAGUAAGAAUAUAGAGCUGAAGAAGUUGGUGUAUGUGUACCUGGUGAGAUAUGCAGAGGAGCAGCAGGACCUGGCUCUACUGUCCAUCAGCACCUUUCAGAGGGCCCUCAAGGACCCUAACCAGCUGAUCAGAGCCAGUGCUCUCAGGGUUCUGUCCAGUAUCAGAGUCCCAAUCAUCGUUCCCAUCAUGAUGCUGGCCAUCAAGGAGGCUGCCUCCGACAUGUCCCCUUACGUCAGGAAAACAUCCGCCCACGCCAUCCAGAAACUCUACAGCUUGGACCAGGAUCAGAAGGAGCUCCUGAUAGAAGUCAUUGAGAAACUGCUGAAGGACAAAAGCACAUUGGUAGCAGGCAGCGUUGUGAUGGCCUUUGAGGAGGUGUGUCCGGACCGUAUUGACCUGAUCCAUAAGAACUACCGUAAACUCUGUAACCUGCUAGUUGACGUGGAGGAGUGGGGUCAGGUGGUCAUCAUCUCCAUGUUGACACGCUACGCCAGGACACAGUUCACCAGCCCCUGGAAAGAGGACGGUGUGUUUGAUGAGUACAAUGAGAGGGCGUUCUAUGAGUCUGAUGAGGAAAAGACUAGAGAUGAGGCUGAGGCCAAGCCCUACAUGAUGGACCCUGACCACAGACUCCUGCUCAGGAACACCAAGCCUCUACUACAGAGCAGAAACACUGCCGUGGUGAUGUCUGUAGCCCAGCUGUACUGGCACCUGGCUCCUAAAAACGAGGUCAGCAUCGUCACCAAAUCUCUGGUCAGACUGCUCAGAAGCCACAGAGAGGUGCAAUACAUUGUGUUACAGAACAUAGCCACCAUGUCCAUCCAGAGAAAGGGCAUGUUUGAACCUUACAUGAAGAGUUUUUAUGUGAGAUCCACCGAUGCCACUCACAUCAAAUCACUCAAGCUGGAGAUCUUGACCAGCCUGGCCAACGAAGCCAACAUCUCCACCAUCCUUAGAGAGUUCCAGACCUAUGUGAAGAGCCAGGACAAGCAGUUUGCUGCCGGUACCAUCCAGGCCAUAGGCAGGUGUGCCACCAACAUCUCUGAGGUCACAGACAUCUGCCUCAAUGGACUGGUGCUGCUGCUCUCCAACAGAGACGAGACGGUGGUCGCGGAGAGUGUGGUGGUGAUCAGGAAGCUGCUCCAGAUCCAGCCCACCCAGCACAGUGAUAUCAUCAAACACAUGGCCAAACUCUUUGACAACAUCACUGUGCCGAUGGCGCGGGCCAGCAUCCUGUGGCUAAUGGGAGAGUAUUGUGAGAGGGUCCCUAAGAUCGCCCCUGACGUCCUCCGCAAGAUGGCCAAGAGCUUCACCUCCGAGGAGGACAUCGUCAAGCUCCAGACUGUUAACCUGGCUGCCAAACUCUACCUCACCAACUCCAAACAGACUAAGCUGUUGACCCAGUACAUUCUGAACCUGGGGAAAUAUGACCAGAACUAUGACAUCAGAGACCGCACGCGAUUCAUCCGCCAGCUCAUUGUGCCCAAUGACAAGAACGGAGCGCUCAGCAAGUACGCCCACCGCAUUCUGCUGGCGCCCAAACCAGCACCUGUCCUCGAGUCCGCCUACAAAGACCGCGAUCGUUACCAGUUGGGAACCCUGUCCCACACCAUCAACACCAAAGCCAGUGGCUACCUGGAGCUCUCUGAUUGGCCCGCCGUGGCUCCUGACCAAUCAGUGAGGAAUGUGGAGGUGAUUGUGCCGGUGAAGGAGUGGGCUCCAUCUCUAGGGAAGACUGGGAAAUCCAAGCCUGCCAAGUCAUCAGAUGACAAGUUCUACUCUGACUCUGGAGAGGAGGAGGAGGAGAAGGGAUCAGGGAGCAGUAGCAGUGAGGAUGGCAGUAGUAGUAGUAGUAGUGAAGAGUCAGGCAGCGAUGCAGAGAGCCAUGUCCAGAAGAACAGCAGUCAGAGCAGUGAGGAGUCAGACAAGUCCUCCAGCCAAUCAGAGAAGAGUUCCAUUGAAUCUGACUCUGAAAAGAAGGAGAGGAAAACUAAGACCCCACUACAGAAGAAGACAGUCAAACCAACCGCCAAAGACGGUGAUUCGGAUGAGAAUGGGAACGUUGCUAAAGAAGCCAACAGUUCGUCUGCAGAAGAGAGCUCCUCUGAUUCUGAAUCAGACUCUGACACCCACACAGACUCUGACUCAGGCACCGAACACAAGAAGAAGACCAAGUCUAAAGCCAAACCCAAGGUGGAGGUGACGUCAACGAAGGAGGUGUCUCUGUUGGAUCUGGGUGACUUCACUCCUGCACCAGUGACCCAGCACAAGUCUUCUGUCCUCUCUCCUAGCCUUCUAGGAGACCUGGAGGGCCUGUCACUCUCCAAUGUCUCCUCCACCAUCCAGUUGAGCAGUCCAGCGUUUGUCCCAGAGAAGAGCCAUGACCUGCUGCACCGUAUGACAGGUAAAGGUCUGUCAGCCCAGUACCAGUUCCCCAGACAGCCCAGUCUCUACCAGCCCACCAUGGUCUCAGUCCUGAUCAGCCUGACCAACACCACAGACCACCCUCUGGAACAGAUCCACAUUGGAGACAGGAGCCCCACAGGACUCAACAUACACUGCUUCAAUACUAUAGAGUGUCUGGAGCCAGAGGCCUCAGUGACUGUUUUCAUGGGCAUCGACUUCAACGACUCAACACAAGCAGCCAACUUCCAGCUGUGUACGAAGGAGGACCAUUUCAGUGUGUCCAUCCAGCCUGCCGUAGGUGAACUCCUCCUGCCCAUCACCAUGACCGAACUGGACUUCCGCACGGAGCAAGGUAAACUUCUGGGCAUGAACGAGAGCUCGGCAACCAUCACUAUGGCAGCAGAGAACAUGACCAGCCAACCAAUCAGCAGACCAGUGGCAACCGUGGCCAACCUGGGAGUGGUUCCAUCCAGUCAAGACAACGUCCACAGGUUUGCUGGUAAAACGGCCAGUAGUGGAGCUGUGGUGCUGGUGACGGUGGAGCUGAGGGAGUCGUCUACAGCCUUGAUCACCAUCAACACAGAGAAGAGUGUCGUGGGCUCCAUGCUGCUCCGAGACCUUAAACUGGCCCUUGCCCAGGCCUAGAGUCUACAGCGCCCCCUAGCCCUAGUCCUCCAACACAGGGAGAAAUGCACAGCUGCCAUGGAGGUCUCAUACACAUGCAUGCAAAAACACACAUACACAACAUUUAUUUCUGUCUCUCAAUCUCAAUUCUUCUUCUCUUUCAUUCUCUGUCACGCAAAUACACACUUACAUGCAGCAAAGAGAUUGAUAUAGUUUCUCUCAUGCUUAAACGUCCUCUAAGGUACACACUCAUACACACACCUCAUCAUAUUUUUUUACACUGUGACAGUCUAUUGUCAGCAAUGAGCAUCAAUGUUCAUUUCAACAGGACUCUUGUUUCUCCCUAGACCUGAGACUCUGUGUCUCGAUAGACCUGAGACUCUGUGUCUCGAUAGACCUGAGACUCUGUGUCUCGAUAGACCUGAGACUCUGUGUCUCGAUAGACCUGAGACUCUGUGUCUCGAUAGACCUGAGACUCUGUGUCUCGAUAGACCUGAGACUCUGUGUCUCGAUAGACCGGAGACUCUGUGUCUCGAUAGACCGGAGACUCUGUGUCUCGAUAGACCGGAGACUCUGUGUCUCGAUAGACCGGAGACUCUGUGUCUCGAUAGACCGGAGACUCUGUGUCUCGAUAGACCGGAGACUCUGUGUCUCGAUAGACCGGAGACUCUGUGUCUCGAUAGACCGGAGACUCUGUGUCUCGAUAGACCGGAGACUCUGUGUCUCGAUAGACCUGAGACUCUGUGUCUCGAUAGACCGGAGACUCUGUGUCUCGAUAGACCGGAGACUCUGUCUCGAUAGACCGGAGACUCUGUGUCUCGAUAGACCUGAGACUCUGUGUCUCGAUAGACCUGAGACUCUGUGUCUCGAUAGACCGGAGACUCUGUGUCUCGAUAGACCGGAGACUCUGUGUCUCCCCAGACCAGGUAACCAAAAAUGUGUUCAUCAUUCAAUGAGGUCUGUAUCACUUUUGGUGAAAAGAACUAAAUAUAUUAAAACUGUAACGUGAACUAUGGUUGUUGACGGUUGUUUUGAAUGAGUCUCUCUUGAUUGUGGUGCUUUGUGUGUUUGGUUAGUGUAUCGGGUUGUUUUCCAGUGUGUUUGUGGGUAGGGUUGUGGUGCAGUGUGACUAACUGGGUCUUGGGUUUCGGUGCGUUGGCUAUGUGUGUGUUGGGCUAGGAUGCAAUGUUGGGUUCGGUUAGGAUGCGUUGUGUUGGGUUAGGGUAAUGUGUUUUGUGUCUGGCUGUGUUAGAGUGUAGUGUGUUUGUGUGUUGGGUGCAGUGUUUGUGUUGUGGUUUGUCUGGCUGUGUUUUCCAGCUCAUAAGCGAGGUGUCUCCGAGGGCUAUAGAGAACACCUGUUAGAUCAUCCAUCACUUCUCCCUACGCACUUAUUCCCCCUGCCAGCUGUUCAUCACACACACACACACACCGACAGGCCAUAGACAAUCACUACAACAGACCGCAAAAUAUUUUUUCACACCCACUUCUUCUGCCAUUUUCCCCUCUGACACACACAGCGAGAGCUGCAACUGGCAGUGUAUAGAAACGGCUUUAUCUGCCAUUAUGACACAAGCCGUUAAGGCCUACUGCAGCUGUAACUUACAGCUCCGUCUCACACACACACACUCAAAUCUGGAGCUUUUACACUCCCGUCUUGACGUUUUUAUGUCCUUUUUAGAGAAGGAAUAGUCUGCUGCUAAAUCAGACUUUACUCAACACAGACGUCCUGGCCUGCUGCUAAAUCAGACUUUACUCAACACAGACGUCCUGGCCUGCUGCUAAAUCAGACUUUACUCAACACAGACGUCCUGGCCUGCUGCUAAAUCAGACUUUACUCAACACAGACGUCCUGGCCUGCUGCUAAAUCAGACUUUACUCAACACAGACGUCCUGGCCUGCUGCUAAAUCAGAAUUUACUCAACACAGACGUCCUGGCCUGCUGCUAAAUCAGACUUUACUCAACACAGACAUCCUGGCCUGCUGCUAAAUCAGACUUUACUCAACACAGACGUCCUGGCCUGCUGCUAAAUCAGACUUUACUCAACACAGACGUCCUGGCCUGCUGCUAAAUCAGACUUUACUCAACACAGACGUCCUGGCCUGCUGCUAAAUCAGACUUUACUCAACACAGACGGUUUGGUGUUGUUGUAAUGAAUAUGUACAGUAUCUUAGAUGCUUUCUUUCAUGUUCCAGUUAACAUUAGGGAAAGGGGGAUACCUAGUCAGUUGUACAACUGAAUGCCUUCAACUGAAAAGUGUCUUCCGCAUUUAACCCAACCCCUCUAAAUCAGAGAGGUGUGGGGGACUGCCAUAAUCGACAUCCACGUCUUCGGUGCCCGGGGAACAGUGGGUUAACUGCCUUGCUCGGGCAGAAUGACAGAUUUCUACCUUCUCAGCUCAGGGAUUCAAUAACAACAAACAAAGGUGGUACCAACAGCAUGUUCAUUUAAAUAUUCUGAGUGGCUGAGUGACCUGAUUCUCUGGAUGCCUCUCCCCAAUAGCUAAACAACCAUACCUUCUGUGCAUGUGCUACUAUAUUGUGAAAGGUAUGUUGUACAAACCUCUUAGUUUGCUGUUACUUUAUUAAAGGACAUGAUGAUCAA